AAAAAAAAAAAAACGGAACUAAGGAGAACAAGAAAUACGUCCUUUGAUCGAGUUUAUGAGGUGUGAUUAUGGUGAGAUGCAAUAAAUAUCUCGACUUUCGCAAAAUCCGGUCCUUAGAGUUCCUCGCGGUUGCAAUUAUCCGGAGGAAUACCUCCUCGCCGGGAAAUUUCGGGGGACUUAUCCAGAGAAAAGGCUUCGCAGGAACUUACGUUCUUCUCGAUCUGUUACGUAAUGAUACCAGAUUUCUCUCCACAAGCGUUCAUUCUCCGAGUUUAAGCUGGGAAGCUUCUUCGCAAGAGGUGCUUUGCAAAAAGCUCGAAACAGCUCUCAAGAAUCACUGUAUAGAUGAUGCGUGGGGUAUGUUUAGGGAUUUCAAAAGGUUGUAUGGUUUGCCGGACAAAUCCAUGUUGAACAGGUUUGUCACGGUGCUCUCUUACUCUAAUGAUUCUGGUUAUUUGCGGAAGGCCUGCAAUUUAGUCAGUCUGACUAUGAAACAAAACCGUGGUUUGAUUCAUUCUGAUGUUCUUACGAGACUGUUGAUGUCUUUAUCGAGAGCUCAACUGCCCGAGCCCGCCUGUAAUAUCCUCAGAGCAAUGCUGGAAAUGAGUUACACCCCUCCAGUGGAAGUGUCAAGGCUUGUUGUCAUGCAUAUGGUGAAAUCAAAGGUCGGAACAUGCCUUGCUUCAAAUUAUUUGGUUCAACUCUGUGAUGAUGUUGUGGAUCUAGAUGGCAGGAAGAAACUUAGCGGUCGGAAUGUAGUGAAACCUGAUACCCUUAUUUUUAAUCUCGUACUCGGUGCUUGUGUGAGAUUUGGUUUCUCUCUCAAAGGCCAAGAACUGGUUGAGCUGAUGGCAAAAACCGGCAUUAUUGCUGAUGCAUACACAAUUGUUAUCAUUUCUCGCCUUUAUGAAAUGAAUGGUAUGCGGGAUGAGUUGAAGAAGUUCAAGGAGCAUAUUGAUCAGGUACCAGCCCUACUUCUUUCUCACUACCGGCAUUUCUACGAUAAUUUGUUAAGCCUGGAGUUCAAAUUUGAUGAUAUCGAUUCUGCUGGCCGGCUUGUCCUAGAUGUAUGCAAGACUAAGGACUUCCUCUCAGUUCAGAGUCUCCGGGUUGACUCAGAGAAACCUCGGGCUUUGCCUGUUGGAUCUGACCAUAUCAGAUCAGGCUUAAAGAUCCAAAUUUCACCCGAGCUUUUGCAGAGAGAUUUGUCUCUUCAAAUGGAAAUGGAGACGGAAUUCGUUGAUUAUGUGAAUGCUAAGCUUGUGAUCACAAAGAAGGCUCUUGCUAAGCUAGUGUAUGGGUACAAAAAACAUGGGAGUGUUUCUCAGCUCUCGAAGCUUUUGCUUUUGUUGGGUGGAUCCAAGUUAUGUGCGGAUGUCUUUGAUGCUUGUGUUAGUCUUUGCUGGCUAGACAUUGCUCAUGACAUUCUUGAUGACAUGGAAUCUGCCGGUCAUCCCAUGGGACUGCCCUCAUACAUGAAACUCUUAUCGGGUUAUUACGAGCAAAAGAUGUUAAAUAACGCAGAAGCACUUCUGAGACAGAUGAAGAAAGCUGGUCUGGUCACUGUUCAAUCAAUUGAAAUGGUGGGUUUGCCUGAAACCAAAGGGGAAGAUACUAAAGACUCUGAGCUCUGCGCCCUCUUGGUUCAGGAAAUGGAAUCUGAGAAAGAAAUGACAGAUCCACAAACACUGUACGAGCUAAACUCAUCCCUCUACUUCUUCUGCAAAGCUAAAAUGAAAGGAGAUAGCUUGAGAAACUUUCGAAAGAUUCAGAGGAUGAAAAUCCCACCGAAUCUCCAAACCUUUUGGAUUUUGAUAGACAUGUACUCAUCUCUAGGCAUGUAUCGAGAGAUCACAGUUGUGUGGGGAGACAUCAAAAGGAACAUGGAGAGCAGAGGCUUAAGAGUAACACAGGAUCUGUUAGAGAAGCUUGUGAUGAACUUUCUUAAAGGUGGGUAUUUUGAGAGAGUGAUGGAAGUUAUAAAUUAUAUGAAGAGGAGUGGUCUUUAUACGGAUCUAAAUAUGUAUAAGACCGAGUAUCUGAAGCUUCAUAAGAAACUGUACAUAAGUAUCAGAGCAUCCGAAGCUGAAACUGACGCUCAAGCUCAGAGGCUCCUGCAUGUUCAGAACUUCAAGAAGCUAGUUGGCUUAGCGUGAUGUUUUCUUGCUCUCUAUAUAUAUUGUUUUACCAUCCGUUAUUUUGGUUUAUAUAAUAUCCAACCCUACGGAAUUACGGUUUAAUUUGGAGAAAUGUGUAUUCAUUUUGGUUUAGAAAUUGUGCCAUUUGUAACCAAAGUAAAGCCUGAGGUUUAGGAGGAAAAGACUGGAAAUUUGGGGGGUCGUUUCAGAAAUAUAGUUA
This is a messenger RNA of Tarenaya hassleriana, 2358 nucleotides long. Its product is annotated as pentatricopeptide repeat-containing protein At4g17616. NCBI's taxonomy places the organism in Eukaryota, Viridiplantae, Streptophyta, Magnoliopsida, Brassicales, Cleomaceae. Gene Ontology annotation, molecular function: protein binding. The transcript has 2 exons. The coding region runs from base 69 to 2156 and encodes 695 amino acids. The record is from RefSeq and is a predicted model, not a curated record.